This is a messenger RNA of Bufo bufo (common toad), 3601 nucleotides long. RefSeq names its product neuron derived neurotrophic factor (gene NDNF). Lineage: Eukaryota; Metazoa; Chordata; Amphibia; Anura; Bufonidae. Gene Ontology annotation, molecular function: protein binding. The coding region runs from base 366 to 2078 and encodes 570 amino acids. The record is from RefSeq and is a predicted model, not a curated record. Gene Ontology annotation, biological process: extracellular matrix organization. The transcript has 4 exons.
UUGGUUGGUGGGUUAGGUGCAUGGGAUUUAUUCACAGGGGAGGGAAGGCUCUGUGCUCUGCUAUUGACAUUCAGCACCAAUGCACUACAGGAUCAGUGUGAGAGAGAGCAGAUACCUAACACAGUGCAGAGGCACAGCAACUUUUCAGCAGAGCAUCUAUGCCAAGACCUACUGCGCCCUCUUGCCAGUGAGGAUAUUGGAUACCGGGGCAUGCCAGCAGACUUUGUAGCUGUCACUUCACAGCUUUUCCUUCUAUAGAAAGUUUUAGUGGGACUGAACAAAGUGCACAAACCUUGAUUGUGUCUGAAGAAUAUUUCGGGGGUACAUCAGAGCACCCAGGGACAUUUACAGUGACGUCAGAAAGGAUGUUGCUGUCUCACUGGUAUAUCGCGUUUAUCCUGUUGCCGGUUUGUUCGAAAGGCCAAAAACUGCCAACAAGAGAUGAAGAACUGUUCCAGAUGCAGAUAAAAGAUAAGGCCCUGUUCCAUGAUUCAUCUGUAAUUCCUGAUGGAGCUGAGAUCAGCGGUUUUCUAUUUAGAGAUAACCCCAAAAGGUAUUUCUUUGUGGUAGAAGAAGAUAGCACUCCUCUCUCAGUCAUUGUGACACCGUGUGAUGCACCUCUAGAGUGGAAGCUUACUCUGCAAGAAUUACCUGAGGAGGCUAGUGGGGAAGGAUCAGGUGAGCCUGAACCACUAGAGCAGCAAAAGCAGCAGAUUAUGAAUGAAGAAGGCACCGAAUUGUUCUCUUAUAGAGGAAAUGACGUGGAAUACUUUGUAUCUACAAAUUCACCAUCUGGGUUGUAUCAACUGGAAUUAAUUUCAACAGAAAAGGACACACAUUUUAAAGUUUAUGCCACAACAACACCAGAGUCUGAUCAGCCUUACCCAGAAUUACCAUAUGAUCCAAGAGUCGAUGUAACAUCACUUGGAAGGACCACAGUCACCCUGGCAUGGAAGCCAACACCUACAGCCUCCAUAUUAAAGCAGCCGAUCCAGUACUGUGUUGUUAUAAACAAGGAACACAACUUCAAAAGUCUUUGUGCAGUUGAAGCCAAAAUAAACACUGAUGAUGCUUUUAUGAUGGCCCCUAAACCAGGAUUAGACUUUAGUCCCUUUGACUUUGCUCAUUUUGGGUUUUCUUCAGAAAAUGAUGCCAGUAAAGAUCGAAAUUUCAUGUCAAAGACCUUAUCCACAAAAUUGGUCCGUCAGAUGACCGCAAGACCAAAAGAUGAUCUUCAAAAGGUUUGCAUUGGAAGCAAAAACAUAUUUACGGUGUCAGAUCUGAAACCUGAUACCCAGUACUACUUUGAUGUGUUUGCCGUUAACUCUGCUACAAAUAUGAGCACUGCUUAUGUUGGAACAUUUGCUAAAACCAAAGAAGAAGCCAAGCAAAAAACAGUGGAGCUGAAGGAUGGAAAAGUUACUGAUGUGUUUAUAAAAAGAAAGGGUGCUAAAUUCUUAAGAUUUGCUCCAGUUUCAUCUCAUCAAAAAGUCACCUUUUCAAUUCAUUCAUGCUUGGAUGCAAUCCAAAUCCAGGUCAGACGGGAUGGAAAACUACUUUUAUCACAGAAUGUGGAAGGUGUACGUCAGUUUCAACUGAGAGGAAAACCUAAAGCUAAAUAUCUGAUCAGGCUUAAAGGAAGCAAAAAGGGUGCCUCUAUGCUUAAGAUAUUAGCGACUUCAAAGUUCAACAAACAACCUUUUCCUUCUCUGCCUGAAGAUACAAGAAUCAAGGCUUUUGACAAAUUACGCACAUGCUCCUCAGUCACAAUAGCGUGGUUGGGAACACAAGAAAGAAAUAAGUAUUGUGUUUAUAAAAAGGAGGUGGAUGAUGACUACGGUGAAGAGCAAAAGAAACGAGAACAAAACCAGUGUUUGGGUCCUGACACGAGAAAGAAAUCAGAUAAAGUCCUCUGCAAAUACUUCUACAGUCAGAACCUGCAUAAAGCAGUCACCACAGAGACAAUAAAAGGCCUUGAGGCUGGGAAGUCUUAUAUGUUGGAUGUAUAUGUCAUGGGUCAUGGAGGCCAUUCAGUCAAAUAUCAAAGCAAAGUCGUAAAGACAAGAAAGUUCUGUUAGAAUCCAUGUGAACUUGUAUGUGAAACAUAUGCUAUGAUGGUCAUACUGACUACUUGUGCAGUAGAGAGCUUGUAACCUGUCAAGUACACAAUACCUAAAGUGGUGUAGAAUGGUAUCAACUUGUAUACUUCUGUUUACAUAUUGAAGUGGUUGCUUGUAAGUGGAUAUCCUGCUGCUUCUCUGGAAUUUUUGGAGAGACAAAUAUCAUGUCUAAGGCACAAUAUCAGACUCUCGGUAGAUGAAGUAAUAAUAGUAGAUAAUGGAGAAAAAAAGAAAAGACAAUUUCAGUUGCAUCACACAGUGCAUGAACUGCUUCUAAAUUAUUUUACUAAAUACGCGGCCGAGGCAAGUCCUGUGGCUUUAUUCAUACUCACAUAAAUCUAGAGAUGAUAGACUAUCUGUAAAUUAUUUUAUAAAGUCUUGUCUAAAAUGUUUAUGUUCUAUAACUGUAAGCUGCAAACUCAUUUCCUGAUAACUACAGAUUGAUCCUAAGUAUUAACUGGAGCUUUCAUUUUCUUGUUAAAUCCUUGGCUAUUGUACAUUCCUACUAGACAGGUUUAUUUUUUAAAUAUGUAUUGUAUGUAUAAAGUUGUCAAACAUAUAUUCAUGUACAUAAAAAAUUAAAAGUACAAGAUUAUAUAUUUCUUUUGUUUACCCAGUGUCUGACAUACUAAAUCAAAAUAGAGACUGAACUUUGUAUACAAACAUUCUGAUCAUCAGUUUUAUUGUAGUAUGCCAUUUUGUGUGCAAAAUAUAUAAAUCUAUAAUAUAGUUAUAUUAUACAGUAUAAUUGUAAAGAAAUCACUUAUCAAGAAGAAACUAGACUAUGGAUCAAACAGAGUAGAAGACAGACAUUUGUAUUGUGGUUGGCCUAAAAGAAACAGAUUGAAAAGGGCCACCCGGUGUAAAGGGUAGCAUAAAAAAAGACAUAAAACACACAGAAACUGACAGCACUUUGUAGUCUAAUCCACACAACUAAGCGGUUCAACCUUUUCAAGGUGGUAUUGUGAUGACAAGAUGUUAUUAAUGAGAGGCAUUGUAUUUCUUUCAAUAGGUAGUACAGAAACUGGCUGAACAUUGGUGUUACAUUGUAUCACUCAACAGCAGUAUUUUGUAUUAUACUAUAUACACAGAAGGCAUCAUGUAGAAUGGAGCACCCAACACCAUAAAAUUACUCUGCAACAUAAAAGUGGGAGUAGAUGAGUGAUAGGUAAUUUAUAAAUGGUUUUAACACUGUAGAGUUAAAUAAACCACAGGCAUAGCGAGCUUACUGCCCUAGCCCUCCAUCUACACACUCUGACCACACCAGUGUGGCCUACUGGUACUAUGGGCAAGAGUCCUUUCUCUCAGCUACACCGUUAAAUUAGUGCAAACAUCCAAAAAUUGGUGUCAACCCGAUUAUUCUGAAUUCAGCUUGAUUCUGGUACAAACUGAUUGUGCUUUUAAUGCCUCAAAAAUCAAUCUCUCUCUCUCUCUUUGGAAAAAUUCUACCCAAAUUAAUUGGAAGAAAUUCUGAUUCUACU